Clupea harengus (Atlantic herring) is the source of this 2377-nucleotide messenger RNA. RefSeq names its product ras-related GTP binding D (gene rragd). Gene Ontology annotation, cellular component: Gtr1-Gtr2 GTPase complex; nucleus; lysosome. NCBI's taxonomy places the organism in Eukaryota, Metazoa, Chordata, Actinopteri, Clupeiformes, Clupeidae. Gene Ontology annotation, biological process: positive regulation of TORC1 signaling; cellular response to starvation; negative regulation of autophagy. Gene Ontology annotation, molecular function: GTPase activity; GTP binding. The record is from RefSeq and is a predicted model, not a curated record.
GGUCAUGAAUUGUUGCAGUGUACUGCGAAUUCCCGUGCAGGCGGGCUGGUAUGCCCACUGUGAAGGGAAGGAGAGGUGAAAGUUCACAAUGGCUUGGACAUAUCAGGUGACAAUGUGGAGAAGUUGGUCAAGCGCCGCAGUUACAUUUUCAGAACUUUUGGAAUGACUAGCGAAGGGCUUUCAAAAUACUGCGAGGAGGAUGAGGACUUGGCGUUGGCGUACUAUGACGAUGACGACGACUUCGAUACGUUCACAGACGGAGAUGUUGACUGUAGCUGCGAGGACGGAGUCCUGGGCUUCAGUGACCCCUUCAAUAGUGAGGUGAAGCCACGUAUCCUGCUGAUGGGCCUCCGUCGCAGCGGCAAGUCCUCCAUCCAGAAGGUUGUGUUCCACAAGAUGUCUCCCAACGAGACGCUCUUCCUGGAGAGUACCAACAAGAUCUGUCGCGAGGACGUCUCCAACAGCUCCUUUGUCAGCUUUCAGAUCUGGGACUUCCCUGGCCAGAUCGACUUCUUCGACCCCACGUUCGACUACGAGAUGAUAUUUCGCGGCACCGGGGCACUCAUCUUUGUCAUUGACUCACAGGAUGACUAUGUUGAAGCAUUGAGCAGACUUCACCUAACCGUGACCAGAGCCUACAAGGUCAACCCUGACAUCAACUUUGAGGUGUUUAUCCAUAAAGUGGACGGGCUGUCGGACGACCACAAGAUUGAGAAGCAGAGGGACAUCCACAAAAGGGCCAAUGAUGACCUGGCAGAUGCUGGCUUGGAACGGAUACACCUCAGCUUCUAUCUGACCAGCAUAUACGACCACUCCAUCUUUGAGGCCUUCAGUAAAGUGGUGCAGAAGCUCAUUCCUCAGCUUCCCACUCUUGAGAACCUCCUCAAUAUUUUUAUUUCUAACUCAGGCAUUGAGAAGGCCUUUCUGUUUGACGUGGUCAGUAAGAUCUACAUCGCGACGGACAGCAGUCCGGUGGAUAUGCAGACGUACGAGCUGUGCUGUGACAUGAUUGACGUGGUCAUCGACAUCUCCUGCAUCUAUGGUCUAACUGGGGAUGAGGCAGUAUCUCCCUAUGACAAAGAGUCCAUGGCCAUCAUACACCUGAACAACACCACAGUCAUGUACCUGAAGGAGGUCACCAAGUUCCUGGCCAUGGUCUGUUUCCUGAGGGAAGAGAGCUUUGAAAGGAAAGGGCUCAUCGACUACAACUUCCACUGCUUCAAGAAAGCCAUCGAGGACGUGUUUGACGUGCGCCUGAAGGUGCAGAAGAGUCGCAAGCUGCUGAGCCAGAGGAGGUGGAGCAAACAGAACACUCUGAACGGAGCGCAUGUCCAGCCACACUGAUGAAAUCACGGGAGAAUGUCUGUCUGUGACCGUGUUCUGGAACAAUCGCCAUGAAGCCUUUUCUUCCUGUUCAUUUUUUUUUUUUUAAAGAUGUGUUACAUUGACGUGAAGUUCUACACAUGGCGUUCUCUUAUUUUGUAAAUCAUAUUCAAAAGAAAGGAAGAUUGUACCUGGAAAGUACAAUGUUUUUAUACAAUAACAUAAUAUUUUUUUUUCAUCAAUGGUGCCCAAAGAAAUUAUGUGAUUACGUCCAUGCUGUUGCCAUGUUUCCACAUAGUUACAUAUUUGGUUAUUCCUAAUAUCACACAGGGCACUAUAUACUCAUAUAAUGUUGUGUAAUAGUGUUGUUAGCGAAACAAUGACUGCAUUUGCGUAACUAAUUUGCAUUUAGAGAAUGCCCCAUCCGGAGUUCUGGCUGAGCUGUACGCAGUCGCAGUGGACAACAGCGUCCAUUAUCAUUUGACAGAUAUUAAAAACCUAGACCUUUGUCGUGUCUGGGUCCUUUAAUGUAUCAACCUUAUUGUGUUUGUUCUUUCAGAUUGUCAGACCAUAUUGGCAUUUUCAAGUAGCCUGUUUUUUUUUUUUUCAAUUAGAGCACUUGCAUUGAAACCAACCUUUCAUAAAACAUACAGCUCCUGAAAAUCUAGCCAGCUACCUCAGCAUGCCAGUAUGGUUUACAUCUGUUUAGAAUGCAGAGUAACAGACAGUUUUAUAGAAGGACAAACAUGUUGUGAACUGUUGUUUUGUUCUGUUUCUAAAGUUCACAUUGCUGUUCUUGUAAUUUUACAGUGAAAGGUUGUUGAAUGUUUAUUCUCAUUCUCUACGUAGGUGUUGCCAAUGCUUCGACUUAUUCAGCUUUAUUUCUCUAAACAAAUUGCAUAACAGCCUUGUUUCUAAACUACUUUUAUUCUCACUUGCUAGAUUUAGAAUCACAGCAUUUCAGCUAAUUAUUUUAUUACUGUACUAAUUUGCUCAGUAUUUAUGAAGUUAUUUAUUUAUUUAUUUUGUUAAUAAAUAAAGGUGGCAUUUGUUA